AUGUCGUCCAAGCUUAUCCCAAAGAACCCCUCUGCUGUUGCAGUUAUCCGCAACAUCACCCCCAAUGUCGUGACCAUCUCCGUGCCGUUUGCGCGGUUUGAGAAGGUCCGCGUCGGUGGUCGUGGAACGAUAAUACGCAUGACCUCAGGCACCCUGGCAGUCUUCUCGCCGGUGGCAUUGACGCCCCAGGCCAAGGCCAAGGUGGCCGAGAUGGGCGGCAACGUCGGAUACCUGAUUGCGGGCGACAUGGAGCACCACAUCUUUCUGUCCGAGUGGAAGAAGGAGUACCCUCAGGCGAAGCUGAUCGGGCCCAAGGGCCUGCCCGAGAAGCGCGCCAAGAUGACCGACGACAAGGUCGGCAAGGAGCAGUUCGCCUUCGUCUACGACGCCAGCAACAUGCACUCCAACGCCAUCAGCGACGAGUUCGCCGCCGACUUCGAGGUCGAGUUCGUCGACGCCCACGCCAGCAAGGAGAUCGUGCUCUUCUUCAAGCCCGAGCGCGUCCUCAUCGAGGCCGACCUGAUGUUCAACCUGCCCGCCAUCGAGCAGUAUUCCAAGGUCCCCGAGGCCGAGAAGAAGGGCGCCAGCCUGCUGAACAAGCUGUUCGAGACCCUCAACACCACCGCCGGCGAGGCGAAGGCCCACAAGCGCCUGCAGUGGUACGCCCUCAGCAACGGCACCAAGAACCGUGCUGGCUACAACGAGAGCGUCCAGCGCAUCGACUCGUGGGACUGGGACACGCUGAUCCCCUGCCACGGCGAGACCCUGCAGGGCAACGGCAAGCAGGUCUUCAGGAAGAUCUUCGAGUGGCACCUGCGCGGCCACAAAUAG
Messenger RNA from Anthostomella pinea, 831 nucleotides. Lineage: Eukaryota; Fungi; Ascomycota; Sordariomycetes; Xylariales; Xylariaceae. The record is from the annotation of a GenBank genome assembly.